AGUCAAAUUUCAAAUUAUGUCUUAACAUUAAUUUUUAUGACAUCAUAGCUGUAUGAAAUUUGGUUACAACAUUUAUUUCGUCUCAUUUUAAUACCCAACCAUUGGCGUAACCAAUGUAAUCGUUAUUAACAGUCUCGUUUCUUUGUUAUUGUCCAUAAACAAGUUUUAAGCCGAUCUGUAAAGAUCUGAAAUGUCUUCGUUAAUAUGUGGCAAUGUAGAGCAGCUACCUACUUGGAACCGACACAAAAUCUCCCCAACCUAUAUAAGCACGAACCUAAUAACGCCUCUGCAACUGCCUUUCCGUGAUACUGUUGCUAGAAGUCGAAUAAUAGCCGAAGGAACUUCACGUCGGUUUCCACGUUUCGAAUGGGGCUCAUUCCAAACAGAUUAUGGUGGAAUAGGGAAACUCCCCAUGUUGGGGAAAAUCCGGCAGCAAAAUCACCGGGAAUUACCCUUACCUAGAAGCCACCGUCAUUAUUUAUCAAGCUGUGGUAAAAUGAUACAUGGUGUAGUACAGCCGAGUAAGAUUACAUCACUAUUAAGAAGCAAGCUUCGUCAGAACGAUGAGUUUAUAUUAUCCCCUAACCUGUGUAUCAAUAUAGCCCUCAUGAAAGAAGAUAACCAUUUCUACCAAGAACCUUGCUACUCUUCACACAGCUCGAAAAAUGAUAUGUUUCCUCGCAGCAGAGCAGAACACGCAAUCCCCCCUUUACCGAACGAGCUUCGACAGUCCACGCCCUUGUGCGACACCACGCGGCAAGGGCUUGCUGGGGUCGUCCAUCGUCGAUACAAAGUGUCAUCUUACGCGAACGACUUCCGAACGCCAAGUCCUUCAAGCAAAAAUAAUGAUAAAGACGAAAAAACACAAAAACAAACACCUGAAACGAAAAUGACUUGCCCGUUAAAUCAACCCAAAGGGCACGACCAUAAAGUUACAGGUCUUUGGCCUUGCUGGCCAGCUGGCAACAAUUAUAUCAUCUGUGACGUCACAGGGCAAAUUGUUGAGAAGCGUGACGUAGUGUCGUUGGAUGAUAAACGGGAUUAUACGAAAUAUAAAAUGUCGCAACAAUAUCCGCCACACGAAAAGCCAGCAGCUGAACCCUACAAACCAGUAUCUGAUUAUCGUUCAUUUGCAAGUUCUGACUACGUACCAGUUGCUGUGGAUAUAUAUGGCUGUGGUCCAGGUUGCGUUGGAACGGGAAACCCCGAUAGGGAAAUACCCGCAGGGGUGCACCUGCACAGAAAAAGGUAUUCUAAAAUAAACAAUCCUGGGCGAAAAUCGGCGUGGGACCAUCUACCCGUUAACCCCAUUACUCCACCGUGGGCCUACCACCCCACAAAUGCUGCACGAGAGACCGUAAGUAACUCGGAAGUGUCUCAACCUGGAAAUGACGUCACGAGCUACCCUCACCAGCGCCACCAGUGUCGAAUAAACAAGUACAGAGGAAACGAAGGCGAAAUUGAUGUUUCAAUGAGAAAUCGUUGGGUGGAAAAUAAAAAAAUGGUUCGACUCGCCGAAAGAACAACACCUCAUCUUGCUAGUUGUAAAGAGCAAAGUGGACUUCCUGCACUACAAGAAUCAAAAAGCAAUACUUCUGCCCUUGAUGAUAUAGAAAUUGAAGACAUAGAAGAAGACGACACUGAAAAUGAUGUUUCUCAAGUUGACAUAAAUGACAAACGAUCUGACAUUUCCCCCAAAUCAAGCUACUCCCAUCGGCCACCAUUUGCAACCACUGCUCACCACCGUAGUAUAGCAGAAAAUACACAACAAAAACUUCCGCAAAAGCCUCCAUCGCCUCCCCUUUUAUGCAGCCGUGAAAUGGGGACGCUCUCCUGCUUGCUGCAGUCAAUUUCCGCCGCUGAAAAAGACCAGAAACGAAUUGAAGAGCGAAAAACUAUUUCUAACAUUACCCCGAUGCCUGCCAACACUACGAUGCCUUGCCCUACUACGGACCCAACCAGCUCGUUUUACCAACCUGCCAUCAAACCACCACCAAGUCCACUGUGGAAUAACUUGCAAUAUACGGGAGACAGGGUACCGCAUCGUCUUGGUGUUCGAUUUAAAACUGUGGCUUCUAAACGAUACCAUAUGGUGCACCCAGAAACUAUUCCAGAUCUCAGAGAUUUUAGGUCACCACAGCGCAGAAGCAAGUUUCUCGGCUACCAUACGUCGGUAUUUAGGUAGCGGUUAGAUAAAAUACAAGCCAGCGCAAGCUAGA
Ciona intestinalis (vase tunicate) is the source of this 2219-nucleotide messenger RNA. Lineage: Eukaryota; Metazoa; Chordata; Ascidiacea; Phlebobranchia; Cionidae. The record is from RefSeq and is a predicted model, not a curated record.